AAAUAUAAACAAAAAAAAUGUUAUACUGAUGUUGUAAAAGUUAUUAUUAAUAAAAAAGAAGUUACUGACCAUUGUUAACAAAAAUAAUUUACAGAGACAAGAAAUGAUUUAUGCGAAAUUGCAAUUGCUAUCAAUUUGUUUUGUUACAGGUUUUGCACCGUUUCCUCAUCUUUGGUGGGACAUUGAAAACUAUCAAGAAAAAACAGUUUUCCUUAGAGGAGAAAGAUCUGCAUACGCAAUUUUGUUAAAUGGUUCAACUGUUACAACAGAUUUGUCUGAAUUAAGACAAGGUCAUUUUCUUUAUUUUAAUGGCUCGAACGCAGGUUUUAUUUUUAAUACCUCAUUAUAUCGUGAUAAAAUCACAAGCAUAUGUUUCUUAAAAAAUAACAUUUUAUGCAGAGAGUUUACAUUUGCUUUUUGGGUAAAAUGGUCUAAAUGGGGUGAUACAUUUGUAAUAGCGUCGCCAUCGCUAAGAAUGCAAUUUCUUGAUGCAAGCAGUUUAGUUAUCGAAUUCAUAACAGAAAAUCAACAGUGGGGAAUUUUUACCUUUUUAAAAGUUUCAGAAAAAUGGGACUUUUAUAGUAUAACUUUCAAUACAACUUGUCUACAACUAAUUGUCAACGCCGUUGAUAAUCAGACAUCUUGUCAAGCAUACAAUGCCUCUUUGACAAACAGUUUUACUGAAGAUAUAUUAGCAAUUGGUUUACCAUUAAAAAAUGAUCAUGACCGUGAUGCUGAAAUGUAUAUAGACGACAUUAUGAUUUGGAAUAGAGCGUUAACGAUUUACGAAAUAGAGAGCGCUUUUAGUUUUGAUUUUAAAGAUGUUAAGGUACAAGGUGGCUGUUCAACAACUAUUCACAAUAAAGACCGUUAUCUUGAUGGAUACGUUAUUCAAGAAACAAAGUUGAACUCAAUAGAAGAAUGUUUAUCGUUUUGUUUAGAAAAUGGAUACUGCCAAUCUUUUAACUUUGAAUACAAGGGAAUUGAAAAAAAAAAGAAAUGCGUUAUAAAUUCUUCUCGGAAUCAUGACGCACCUUGGAAUUUAAUAAAAAUAGACGGUUAUUUUUAUUAUGAUAUUGAGUAAUUUUUUUUUGUAAAUAUUGUUUAUUACAUAAAUGCUUGAUAGUAUA
Molecule: messenger RNA, 1130 nt
Organism: Hydra vulgaris (swiftwater hydra)
Lineage: Eukaryota; Metazoa; Cnidaria; Hydrozoa; Anthoathecata; Hydridae
Source: RefSeq, a predicted model, not a curated record